AUGGAAAAAAGUGUGACGUUCGAUUUGGAAGAGUAUAGUGAGUUUUUACCGUGUUGAUCUCGAGAAUUAUAAUAUUCUUGAUCUUUCAGAGACUCCCAAAAAAUCGCAGGAAUUGAAAAAAUCUACUAACAAAAAGGGAACGCCAAUAGUAACGAAAAAAACGAAAAUUAUUCGAAAACAUGUGGAAGAAACCUUGAAAAGGAUGAAAGAAGAAGAAGACCAAGAAGAUGUGGAAAAUCAGGAGCCGGAAAUCAAGAAAUCGAAGAUAAUCGCUUCACAAGAAACUGCAGCCCAACGAAAACUUCGUGAAACAAUUGGAAAACGCGUCGAAACUGCAGCCCAAGCCUCAAAAAAGAUGCUUGGAUUUCAUGUGAGCGCAGCAAAUGGUCUACAAAAUGCGAUUUAUAAUGCGAGAUCUGAAGGUUGUCGAAGUUUCGCGAUGUUUGUUAGAAAUCAAAGAACCUGGAAUCACAAACCGAUGGAUGAGAAAAUUGUGGAAAAUUGGAGGAAUGCGAUAAUUGAAACGAGUUUCGAUUUGGGAAUGAUUGUACCGCAUGGUUCGUAUUUGAUUAAUUGUGGAAGUCCGGAAGAAGAGAAGCUGGAAAAAUCGAGAAACGCUAUUUUAGAUGAAUGUCAGCGAGCGGAGAGGUUGGGACUGAAAUUGUAUAAUUUUCAUCCAGGAAGUUCAGUUGGCAAGUGUGAAAAAGCAAAAUGUAUUGAAAACAUCGCAAAAAGUAUUGAUUUUGUAGCCGGGAAAACUGAAAACAUAUGUUUAGUCUUGGAAACAAUGGCCGGACAGGGCAAUUCGAUUGGUGGAACCUUUGAAGAACUUCAGGAGAUCAUUGAAAAAGUCGAUGGCAAAUAUCGGAAUCGUGUUGGAGUUUGCAUUGACACGUGUCAUAUAUUUGCGGCGGGUUAUGAUAUUCGAAGUGAGGAAAAGUAUGAGGAAACUAUGAAGAGGUUUGGAGAAGUUAUUGGAUUUGAGAGAUUGAAAGCGAUUCAUGUCAAUGAUUCUUUGGGUGAGACAUAAUAUAAUAAUAUUAUAUACCGUAGUUCUUUCGUCGCGCCGAGACACACAAAAAUCGAUGCGCCUUUGAUUCACAACAAAAAAUGCGUUUUUGGUGAUUAUUCCUGAUCAAAACGAGGAAUUCAAAAGUGAAUUAGAACUGAUUUUCGGAAAUUUUAAUUCAAUUUCAAUUUCAAAGAAUGAGCUAAGGACUAAACUGAAUAGGUUUAGAUUGAUGAUAAAGACUGAAAUAAAAAUGAAAUUGAUAAGAACUUAGGCUAACUCGGCACUUUCGAAAAUGAACAUACAUAAAAUGGGUCCCCAGAAACGGGGUGAGGGGCUAACUUGGUCAAUUUUCUGCUGAUAAUUUUCCGAAAUUUGCUCGAAAAUCCGGAAAAAAAAACAAAAAACCGUAGUUUUUGAAAGGCGCAACAGCUGAAACACACACACAGGGUCUCGUCGCGACGAAAUAACUACGGUAUUUAACUUUAAAAAAAAAUAUUUUUCGUUUAUAAUAUAAUGUCGUUUAUAAUUCGUUUAUAAUAAUAAAGAUUAUAUUUUGAAAUUUCAGGAGAUCUCGGAUCAAAUUUGGAUCGUCACGCUCAUAUUGGCGAGGGGAAAAUUGGCAAAAAGGCUUUCGAAUUUCUGAUGAGGGAUGAGAGAUUGAAUGGGAUUCCGAUGAUUUUGGAGACACCCGAGGGAAAAUAUGCGGAUGAAAUGUGUUUGAUGUAUAGUAUGGAAUGA
Messenger RNA from Caenorhabditis angaria, 1750 nucleotides. NCBI's taxonomy places the organism in Eukaryota, Metazoa, Nematoda, Chromadorea, Rhabditida, Rhabditidae. The record is from the annotation of a GenBank genome assembly.